GAGGGAGGUGGUAGUACCAGCUCGGACGAAGGGCGAGACGGUGGCCGGGAGGGCUCUGGGAGGGAAGCGGACGGUGGCCGAGAAGGUCCGGCAUGGAGCAUCUGGAGCGCUGCGCGUGGUUUCUCCGUGGGACGCUGGUGAGGGCAGCGACGCGGCGCUACCUGCCCUGGUCGCUGAUCGCUGCCAUGUUUAUGGGCUCGCUCCUCAAGGAGCUGUCUCCGCUGCCCGAGUCCUACCUCAGCAACAAGCACAACGUCCUUAACGUGUAUUUUGUUAAGGUGGCCUGGGCCUGGACAGUCUGUCUUCUCCUGCCUUUCAUUGCCCUCACCAACUACCACCUGACGGGCAAGACCAGCCAGGUCCUGCGUCGGCUGAGCACCCUGCUCGUGGGCACGGCCAUCUGGUAUACCUGCACCUCCCUCUUCUCCAGCAUUGAGCAUUACACCGGCAGCUGCUACCAGUCCCCAGCCCUGGAGGGCAUCAGACAGGAGCAUCAGAGCAAACAGCAAUGCCACCGGGAAGGGGGCUUCUGGCAUGGCUUUGACAUCUCAGGCCACUCUUUCCUACUGACCUUCUGUGCUCUCAUGAUCGUGGAGGAGAUGGCUGUGUUGCAUGAGGUGAAGACGGACCGCAGCCACCACCUCCACACUGUCAUCACCACCCUGGUUGUCGCCCUGGGCUUCCUGACCUUCGUAUGGAUAUGGAUGUUUUUGUGCACAGCUGUUUAUUUCCAUGACUUGAGUCAGAAAGUGUUCGGCACCAUGUUUGGUCUGCUGGGCUGGUAUGGGACAUACGGGUAUUGGUAUCUGAAGUCUUUCUCUCCAGGCCUCCCUCCCCAGACCUCUACUUUGACUCUGAAACGAGAUACUUACAAGAAAUAAAAGAGGAGGAAAGAGGGACAGGAGGACAAUGGCUAGCUGCUAGAUUUUUCCACCUACUUUGUCCAGUGACUGGCUGAGUUGUAGGUCCCACUUCAGAG
Acomys russatus (golden spiny mouse) is the source of this 979-nucleotide messenger RNA. RefSeq names its product fat storage inducing transmembrane protein 2 (gene Fitm2). The record is from RefSeq and is a predicted model, not a curated record. The transcript has 2 exons. Gene Ontology annotation, biological process: phospholipid biosynthetic process; lipid droplet organization; lipid storage. Bases 93 to 881 code for a protein of 262 amino acids. Gene Ontology annotation, cellular component: endoplasmic reticulum membrane. NCBI's taxonomy places the organism in Eukaryota, Metazoa, Chordata, Mammalia, Rodentia, Muridae.